CCUUCACUUCUCUUCCAGGUUCCAACUUUCAUCUUACGCAACGUAUAAUCGCUCUUUUCUCCUUCCUCCGUUCUCUCUCUCUCUCUCUCUGCUUUUCAGUCCAUUGUUCUCUGUUUAUUUACAUUUCUACCGUGCCUGCUAAAAUGUGCGGUGGUGCGAUAAUCGCCGAUUUCAUCCCCCGCAACCGCUCCCGCCGAGUCACUGCUUCCGAUCUCUGGCCCGACUCGCUCUUCACGAAUUUCACCGAUUUCGAGUCCGAUUUCCGCCGUUUCAGCUCCCAAAAGAAAGUUCUCCCUUCAGAGGAUGGAAAUGUCAUUUCCGAGAAGAAAAAGGAAACUACAAGAAAGCGGAAGAAUCUCUAUAGGGGAAUCCGGCAACGUCCGUGGGGGAAAUGGGCGGCUGAGAUUAGAGAUCCGAGAAAAGGGGUUCGGGUCUGGUUGGGGACUUUCAACACCGCCGAAGAAGCUGCGAGGGCGUACGAUAAGGAGGCGCGCAAGAUAAGAGGCAAGAAAGCGAAAGUAAACUUCCCAAAUGAAGAAGAAGAAGAAGCAAACAAAACGCAGCCGCAACGAAAACCCCAACCUUCUGACAGCUUCUGUAAUAAUAAUCUACCGAUGGAUCUUGAUUUUGGGUUUGUCGGUGCCAUUGAUUUCUCUCAGGAUGGAAUGUUUCCAACCGUUGAUCUGAACAACAACGCGGUUUUGGAGAGCGGAGGUUGUGGGUCUGGAUUGGACGGUGGGGGUUCUUCGGUGGUUGAAGAAGGGAACAAGGUGGUGGUUGGAGAGGUGAAAAGGGAGGAAGAUGAAGAGGAGAAUGAGGUACGGAAGCUUUCAGAAGAACUACGGGCAUUUGAGUCGUAUAUGAAAUUCUAUCAGAUACCUUAUCUGGCCGGUGGCAAUCAGCAAUCGAUUAUGAUGGCGCCGAAUCAGACGCAGGACAGUGUUGUGGGGGAGCUUUGGAGCUUUGAUGAUGAUGUUCUUUCUGCUACUGGCAUGGCUUCCGCCGCCUCAGCUCUGUAAUGGAAAAAAUCGUGUUUUUCAGGGUUUUGUUUGUAAAUGGAAAAACUUUCGGGUCCUUUUUUGUAAUUUUCUUAGGGUUUUUCGUUUUGGGCUGCAGCAGCUGUUGUUUGAUUGUUGAUUGUAUUGUCCUAAAUCAAAUGUAUUAUGGUCCAAUCUGCACCGUUCAUUGAUCUGUUGAUCGAUGCGUAGUGGGCCAUGGUUAGUAAAAGUUUGCAUUGCUUCA
Messenger RNA from Magnolia sinica, 1242 nucleotides. Its product is annotated as ethylene-responsive transcription factor ERF073-like. The record is from RefSeq and is a predicted model, not a curated record. The coding region runs from base 144 to 1019 and encodes 291 amino acids. The transcript has 2 exons. Lineage: Eukaryota; Viridiplantae; Streptophyta; Magnoliopsida; Magnoliales; Magnoliaceae. Gene Ontology annotation, molecular function: DNA-binding transcription factor activity; DNA binding. Gene Ontology annotation, biological process: regulation of DNA-templated transcription; ethylene-activated signaling pathway.